AUGUUUAAGCCUCUAUUAACAGCCUACUUAGCAGAGCUCUCAAAUUACCUCCACAGAAGCCAGGGCCUAGCUCCUAUUACUAAGGGUGAUUUCUUUCCCCUAUUCUGGAAUGCAUGGAAGGCCUCCUUUAAGAAAUCAACUAUCUUUAGCUCUUUCAGCUCAACAGGCAUAUCACUACCUGAUCCUACUUCUAUCCUUAAUAGGUUCACCCAUGAUAAGGACUCAGGUCACAGCUCCUCAUCAGGACUCAGCGAUCAUGACUGGCGAAAGAUGGAUAGGCUGGUACAAUUAGCUGUUAAGGAUCAGGGUAGUCAGGAUGCUCAGAAGCUACGCUAA
Messenger RNA from Periconia digitata, 336 nucleotides. The record is from the annotation of a GenBank genome assembly. NCBI's taxonomy places the organism in Eukaryota, Fungi, Ascomycota, Dothideomycetes, Pleosporales, Periconiaceae.